Vanrija pseudolonga is the source of this 1191-nucleotide messenger RNA. RefSeq lists its product as uncharacterized. The transcript has a single exon. NCBI's taxonomy places the organism in Eukaryota, Fungi, Basidiomycota, Tremellomycetes, Trichosporonales, Trichosporonaceae. The record is from RefSeq and is a predicted model, not a curated record. Bases 1 to 1191 code for a protein of 396 amino acids.
AUGAUACUCGACGGCCUCUGCGCCUACGCAGACCACGCGACGCUCCUCUCCCUCCGCGCGACGAGCAAGGCGAUGUGCAAGCGCGUCGACGAGUACCAGCAGCACCACAUCGUGGUGCGCGCCGAGCCGUUCCCCGACAACCUGUGGACCAUGGUGCACGACGGGUCCGUCAUGCAGCUGUUCACGCCCAACAUUGUCGUGUGGGCGUACACGUCCCCGGACCCGCGGCUACACCGCAUCCCCGCCCUGCGCAACUGGCACGAGGGCAUCUUCGAGCGCGCGCAGCCGGGCGCGACGUUCUCCAUCGGCCCGCUGCAGGUGCUCAGCCCGUGGGCGCCGAUCAACGACGGCAAGCUCGCGCACAAGCCGCGCCCGCUGCCCCUUGCCCGGGUAGUCGACUUGAUGGGCCACGUGCCCGUCGAGCGCAUCACCGAGCUGGUCUGGGCCGCGCCGGGCCUCGAGACGACGCGCUACUUCCCCGGCGGGCAGGGCGUGAGCAUGGUCGGCACGUGCACGACCCACGUCGUGAUCAACACGUACCUCGUCUCGCCGGACGGCGACGCGCGCUCACCCCAGUUCAACUACAUGGCGCCCGUGAUCGGCGGCACGCGCCGCGUUGUCAUCAACAUCGCGUACCGCGUCCCGUGUGCGUGGAGCAAGGGCAAGGUCGAGAUCGCCAGGUCCCUCCCACAGAGCGUGGACGAGGUCGUCCUCGUGUUCAACCGUAUCCCCGAGGGACACUGGAAGGCGUUCGAGCGCAACGUCGAGAUCAAGCCCGAGCCCAAGGUGACGCAGAAGACGGCGCCCAAGACAGCCGGCGGCGUCCUCUCCGAAGCCAUCGUCGCCAUGGCGCUGUACUUCAAGUCGGCGCACUUCAAGAAGCUCCCCUUCGCGAUCAAGUUCAAGUUUGUCGGUGCCGACCGGCUCGACCGCAGCGUGUUUGGCCUCGAGGACGGGGACGACCUCCUCACCGAGGUGGUCGAGGGCGUCGAGGCCGCCCUCCGUGACAAGGAAGCUCCUCCCCACCGCCUCGUCAACCCCCGUCGCGAGCUCACCGAAUCGGAGAUCGCUACCUUCCGCGAGAUGGCCUACGACCACAUCGCAUUCCUCACCCAUGCAGAGUACAAGGCGUCGUCGGACCCCGUGCGCUUUGCUCUCGAGGCCGAGUCGACGAUGCACCUGUACGACUAG